Pomacea canaliculata is the source of this 2728-nucleotide messenger RNA. Its product is annotated as A disintegrin and metalloproteinase with thrombospondin motifs adt-2-like. Gene Ontology annotation, cellular component: extracellular matrix. Gene Ontology annotation, molecular function: metalloendopeptidase activity. Gene Ontology annotation, biological process: extracellular matrix organization; proteolysis. Bases 205 to 2319 code for a protein of 704 amino acids. The transcript has 19 exons. The record is from RefSeq and is a predicted model, not a curated record. Lineage: Eukaryota; Metazoa; Mollusca; Gastropoda; Architaenioglossa; Ampullariidae.
AAAGCAGCCAUACACACUCCAUGUUAUGACAGUCCACGCGUGUCUAAUUGUCUUCCUGGCUUUUCAAGACACAGGACUAUAAACACGUCCCACGCCCUCUGACAGCAACAUGACCAUCUGAACUGUCGACAAGGCCAGAGGCAGUUGUACCGACUGAAGAUUUGUUAUCAACUUUAAGCUGCAACAUUGACAAAGGACACGAGAAUGUCCUGCCUUGUGUUGUGGUUGUUACUGGCAGCGGGGAUGUCAUCAGCGGCCAACCUCCGCUCUCUCCCGGAUUUGAUGACAGACGUCGAGCUGAUGGACCACGUGAGGCGAAUCACACGAGCCGUUGAGGCGGAGGAAUAUGACAUUGCGACCUUGUAUGGGACGAGUUUGUACUCCGGAGAACAUACUGGUCUCACCAAGCGGGAUGUGGAGGACCACGCCUCUCAUCCAUCGACAGAGUCCAGAAACUUCGAGUUGCAUCUGACUUCCGGUGAGCGACUGCGCAUGUCUGUACAGAAACGUUCCGCCAUGAGUCCCGACGUGACGGUGGUAGAACGUGUCUCUGGCAGGGAGGAGCUGCGCCGUCCACAAGUCCGAGAUUGUUUCUUCAGCGGCGGCCUGGAGGGUGAAGAGGGGCACGCCUCGCUGUCACUGUGUGAUGGACAGGUGAUGGGAGCCAUACGCUCACGGAAACGAGACUUCGAGCUGCACGCACUUCCGGAAACUACUGCCACCAGGCGUCGCUCGGUUACAGAGCCUUUGCGUGUGCUCGUCACGUGGUCUAACUCUGAACAGGAAAAGAGAGAUGUUUACAAUAUCGUCCCUGAAAUUCCUGAUGAAAGUCAAAUAUACAGCAACCAAGAUACCCACGGAGGACGAUCCGUAGCCGACAAAAGCGCGACAAUAGAGGUGGGCGUCUACCUGGACAGGUUGUUCCUGGCAAACAUGGAGGGAAAAUUCGGACUGAGCACAACACAGCAACUGACAGAUCUCGUGGCUCUCAAAUGGAGUGGCAUGUACGCCGUGCUGUCCAAUCCCUCGGUGAUCGGCUGGAAGAUCACCAUGAAAGUCGUGUACCUGGAGAUCUGGCGCGAGACACCCUCCUGGUACAACGAAACCGUUGACAACCUCGGCGGCCGAAUGGACAAUAUCUGCAUGUUUACUACUGACAAACCCUUCGACCACAUCAUGCUGGAGACGGCAGACACACCCGGUAAUACGGUAGGACUCAGUUGGCAGGGUACGAUGUGCAAUCCAAGAUGGCGCUGCUCUAUUGCCAAGGGAGUGAACUUGAACAACUGGAUCGAGAUUCACGAAACAGGUCACAGCAUUGGUCUGAACCAUGACAACACCUUCACGUCUUGUGACCCCAACGUACCGAAGGGCUUCAUGUCCAUGCAGGAGACUGUCUUCAGAGACUGUUACGCCCCGGUCCUCGACAGUUCUCUGAGAACCAAGACCUGUCUGUUUGAAGAGAACGUUGACGCCUCUAAGUACACCAGCGUCAAAAACAUCGUGCCCCUGUACAGAGGUCAGCGGUACGGGCUGGACAGCCAAUGCCAGUUCGUUCAAGGAGAUGGAUUCCAGUAUCUGCACCGUCCAUCGGCUGAUACAUGUGCCGGUAUUACCUGCAUACGAAAAUCGCCGUUUCGAGAAAUUGCAGAGAUGAAAACAUUUAUGGGAACUCCUUGCGGGAAAGAACAAAUGUGUUUCGAGGGAGCGUGCGUGCCGUGGGUGAAGACUGUGAACCCCAACUAUGUGCGUCCUCUGGUGAAGGAAGGUGGCUGGGGACCAUGGAGUUCGUCUUCUCCCUGUGACAACACUUGUGGUGAUGCUGUCAGCGUCUCCACACGACAAUGUAACAGCCCAGUACCAUCCGUGGCCCCAUUUUGUAAAGGAGAUGUCAUCAAGGCUCAGAUGUGCCCGUCUCGACAGGCGUGCUCAGGUGAGAGCAGCGUGGAGUCGGAACUUGUCCAACAACGGGUCAAGGCCGUGUGCAGCAAGGUGAAGGCCAGUGGUGGGUCAUCGUACAGCCUGACUGGAGAGGGCAAACUGAACGGCACCAGCGGCGAGGUCAGCAAGUGCACGGCGACCUGCAACCAUGUGGAUGGGACCUCCACAACCCUCUUUGCCCUACAGGACGGGACACCAUGCUGGGGUCAGGACAACGACAGGAACCGCGACUCUAAUGUCAGAGGCAUUUCGUGGCGAUGUGUACAAGGCCGAUGUUUGGCCUUCGGGUGUAACGGCAAGAGCCUGGGUGAGGGAGGCGGUGUGGAGAAAGACAGGUGUGGAGUGUGUGGCGGGGACGGCUCGUCUUGCCCCAAGUAACCAGGUUAACUCACAUCAUUGGACACAAAAAGCAGAAGAUUGGGAGUGUCUCUUUUUCUCUCUCUCACACAUACACUCAUGCACGCACGCGCGCGAGCGCGAUCUGAAAGAUCUUGUCUCUGUCAUUACAUCCUGAUAUUUGUCCAAAUGAAGACAUUUUAGACAGGAUGUUUUGUUUAAUAACUACUCUUACAUAAUAUGCAAACGUCUUUUCACAUUAUUUGCAGAUAACUGUUAAGAUGAAGACAAUGGCCUUAAAGACAGACACUAUCUUGAAGAGCCCUUUAUUGUCAAUAAAGUGUUAUAUCAACUAAUGUUCUACACUUUAGCAUACGUUUGUUGUCUUCUUGCUGUGAUACUUCCUUUUUUGACAAAGACUGUUCAAUAAACAAUUAUAAGUCAACCACAA